AUGAAUCAGGAAAAACUAGCAAAACUUCAGGCUCAGGUCCGGAUAGGUGGUAAGGGCACAGCCCGCAGAAAGAAGAAGGUUGUACACAGAACAGCAACAGCAGAUGACAAGAAACUUCAGAGUUCUCUCAAGAAACUGGCAGUAAAUAAUAUUGCUGGAAUUGAAGAGGUAAAUAUGAUUAAAGAUGAUGGCACUGUUAUCCACUUUAACAAUCCCAAGGUUCAAGCAUCCCUUUCCGCCAACACAUUUGCCAUUACCGGCCAUGCAGAAUCUAAGCAGAUCACAGAAAUGCUCCCAGGAAUCCUAAGUCAGCUGGGUGCUGACAGCCUCACAAGUCUCCGCAAGCUAGCUGAACAGUUCCCUCGGCAGGGUAAGGGACCUUCAUUGUCAUCCAUUUUGCCUGUCUCAUUAAGGAGAUUUCCUUGA
Staurois parvus is the source of this 426-nucleotide messenger RNA. The record is from the annotation of a GenBank genome assembly. NCBI's taxonomy places the organism in Eukaryota, Metazoa, Chordata, Amphibia, Anura, Ranidae.